GCCAGCCAACGCAAAUUGACCCUCCAAAAUCCAAUGCCGUGCUCCUCGAAACGCCUCCCCAUCGCAAGUGCGUGAUUCCAUUCCACUUCCACGGGUCCCUCUCUCUCUCUCCCUCCAUCUGUUUGUUCUUGCGCCCCCGUGAGGCCAGGACGAGAAAAGUCCAGUCCACCUCUCAACAUUUCUCUUCCUAAUAACGAACCCUGGCCGGCCACUUCUUCUUCUUGCCUCCAUUGCGUGGGUGACUCUCGGGUCCGAGUCUCGCCGGUCUGGUUCGUCUCCCGGAGCUUCGAUCCUCCCGUGCUCGCGAAUCUUCUGGUUGAGCAUCAUUGAGAGUUGAAGAAAUCAUGUUUCAGAGAAAGCACGCCCCUCAUUUUAAUUCAGACGAUGCUGAGAAGAGACAAGCAAAGAUCAACGAACUGAGAACUGCACUUGGGCCUUUGUCUGCCCGUGCAGAGAAGUACUGCAAUGAAGCAUGCUUGGCAAGAUAUCUAGAAGCCCGCAACUGGAAUGUUGACAAGUCUAGAAAAAUGUUGGAAGAAAGUCUCAAGUGGAGGGCAUCUCACAGGCCUGAGGAUAUUCGCUGGCCUGAUGUUUCUGUUGAAGCAGAAACAGGUAAAAUGUACAAGGCAACUUUCCCCGAUAGAGAGGGUAGAACUAUCGUCAUAAUGAAACCUGCAAAGCAGAAUACAUCGUCUCAUGAAGGGCAGUUGAGGCAUCUUAUAUAUGUCUUGGAGAAUGCAAUCCUCAGCCUCCCUGAAGGUCAAGACAAAAUGGUGUGGGUGGUAGACUUCACAGGAUGGACACUGGCCAAUGCAACCCCCAUAAAGACUGCCAGGGAAAGUGCGAAUAUCCUGCAAAAUCAUUACCCGGAGAGACUUUCAGUUGCAUUUCUGUUCAAUCCCCCCAAAGUAUUCGAGGCUUUUUUCAAGGUUGUGAAAGUAUUCCUUGACCCGAGAUCAAUCCAGAAACUGAACUUUGUGUACAAGGAGAACGAGGAGAGCAUGAAGACAAUGUACAAGCACAUUGAUUCAGAAGUCCUUCCGAUAGAAUUUGGAGGGAAGAACAACGUGGUGUACAACCAUGAAGAUUACUCCAAGUUAAUGACAAAAGAUGAUAUCAAAACAGCAAGCUUCUGGGCAGCAGAUGUUAAUCAUGAAAGGAAUGGGCACUUGGUUCCUGAGGUUACACCACAAUCGUCACUAGUUGUUGCCAAAGCAAGUUGAGGAGCAUCAGCUAGCCAUUCUCGUUACAGUUCUCACUUCUCAGAGACGAAUAGAUAGAUAAGUUGAGGAAAAAUGGUAUAUGUUUGGAUAAAUAAAUGUAACUAAGGAACCUCCCUUGUGUUUUUGUGCUUUUAAAACACCAGGUAUCCCCUCCGUUCCAAAUAAGUGAUUUUCGUAACAAUUUUCUCACAUGGACAAUAAUUUCGCAAAUAAAAUACUUCCUCUGAUCCA
Molecule: messenger RNA, 1454 nt
Organism: Brachypodium distachyon (stiff brome)
Lineage: Eukaryota; Viridiplantae; Streptophyta; Magnoliopsida; Poales; Poaceae
Product: phosphatidylinositol transfer protein PDR17
Exons: 6
Coding region: 345-1223 (292 amino acids)
Molecular function (GO): phosphatidylinositol transfer activity
Source: RefSeq, a predicted model, not a curated record